AAAGAGUUUCUUUUGAAUGUCCGACCCUCUCCCAAACCAGGAAUGGAAUUUUUCAAUAUGUUCUGGGAAGAACAUUUUGGUUGUAAGCUAGAGUUUGAAAGCCAAAGAGCCAAAGACUAUAAAGCAGAUGAUUUCAAUCCUGUAUGCACAGGGUCAGAGGAUUUGAGAAACACUGACAGCAGUUAUAGUGAUGUAUCUCAGGUUCGAAUAUCCUACAAUGUUUAUAAAGCUGUGUAUGCCGUUGCCCAUGCUCUGCACACUUUUUUGAACUGUGAUUCAGCAGGACCAAGCGGGGGAUUGUGUGAGAAACACAGCUCAUUUUCAAAUGGUCAGUUUCUUCAAUAUCUGAAUAUGGUCAAUUUCACCAACCAGUUUAAUGAUAAAGUAUACUUUGACUCCAAUGGAGAGCCAGUCCCCCUUUAUGACAUUAUUAACUGGCAGAAGGACAGCAAGGAUAAAAUCAGAUUUAUCAAAGUUGGAACAUACGAUGCUUCAGCACCACAGAGAGAGCAGUUGCAAAUAAAAAAGAACACCAUUGUAUGGACAAAAGGACAGUUACAGGUUCCUGUAUCUCAGUGUAGUGCUCCAUGUCCCCCUGGCAGCAGGCAGGCCACACGCCAAGGAGAGCCCAAAUGCUGCUUUGAUUGUUUGCCCUGUGCAGAUGGAGAGAUCAGCAACCAGACUGGUUCUACUGAGUGCACAAAAUGUCCUGAGUACUUCUGGUCAGACAAAGAAAAAGUGAAAUGUGUUGCAGGGGAAGAAGAAUUCCUCUCUUUCUAUGACACCAUGGGAAUCAUCCUAGUUGCACUCACCCUGUUGGGAUUCUUACUGACCACCAUCAUCACCAUUGUCUUUCACAGUUUCCGCUUUACACCCAUCGUCAAGGCCAACAACUCAGAAAUAAGUUUCUUGCUUCUCCUGUCACUCAAGCUCUGUUUCCUGUGUUCUUUGGUGUUCAUUGGUCAGCCGUCUUGGUGGACAUGUAGGCUCCGCCAGGCAGCAUUUGGGAUCAGCUUUGUUCUGUGUUUGUCCUGCCUCCUUGUUAAGACUAUUGUAGUCCUCCUGGCUUUCCGGACUAAUGUACCUGGUUCCAGGGGUCGGAAGCUGUUUGGAACACCUCAGCAGAGGAUUCUGAUCAUCUGUGCGACAGCUCCUCAGAUUUGUCUCUGUUCUGGCUGGGUGUUGGGAGCACCUCCCUUUCCAUUCAGGAACCCAAACUACCAAGCUUUAACUGGAAAAGUGAGUAUUAAAUACUGA
Neolamprologus brichardi is the source of this 1257-nucleotide messenger RNA. The record is from RefSeq and is a predicted model, not a curated record. Lineage: Eukaryota; Metazoa; Chordata; Actinopteri; Cichliformes; Cichlidae.